AAUGAGCGUGACAGGCAGACGCGAAAAUAAUAAACUUUGAACCUUUACGAGCCUUUAGCUCUAACAGAUUUUAAUACCUUUUGUUCUGGUAAAUAAAAUCACACCCAAAAAAGGUAUGUUAUGCGUUAGAAAGAAAAAGAUAAUCAUGGUUUAUUAUGAUAAAAUUUUCUAAGGGCCAUGAGCCCAUGAUGAUCUUUGGCCUAUAAAUAUUAUAUAAUAUUGCCAAUAUUGCCAAAACCAACCUAGAUUAGUUUUAAGAUAUAGCUUUAUCAAAUAUCUCUUAUUUUUUUAUAGAGAUGUGUGGCCGUACCAGAGAAAGCAGAAUUAAUCUAAUUUAAGGUUGGCUUUCCCCAAAUAUAAACACAAGUUUACUCAAGUGUCUAAUCAAUCAAUUAUACGUUCAUCAAAAUACUAAAAAUAAUAUUAAAUCAAUGAUGCAUGUAUAUGUGACAUGAUAAUUGGAUAAUGAUUUAUAUACUGUAUUUGUUGGCCAACUUUGGUUUUUAUUCAAUAUAUUGCAUGCACAUAUAGAUAAUGAAAAAUUAUUUAAUAGAUCAGCCUAUAUUUAAUAUGCAUACUGUAGUUCACACACAAUACCAUUUAACUAUGAUAAAAUUUUGAAUGUUAUAUACAGGUAUUUCACAAAUUGGGCAUCAGCCUUUAAGGGGCUUUUUACAAGGAGCUGUUGACAAUUUUCUCUCACAAUCCCCAGUGCACCCUACUUUUUUUUUACUUGAGGAAGAUGAGCUCAGUUUCUGCAACUGAAGCAUGUGCAGAACGAUGGAUAGUGAUAUCGAUUUCCAGAGGCUUCUGGUUGAAAUGCCCCUCCCACCAGACUCGAACAAAAAGCACGCCUCUGCAGCUUAAUGGGUUAAAAAUAACUAGAACAAGUUACAAGUGGUUACUUUUUUUAAAGAAUACAUCUGCUGAUCCACAAUAAUAGUGUAUAAGCAGCCCUGGGAAUCACCGAUAGCCCAAUACAUCACAUUUCUGAUUGUUAAAUAAUAGAUAUUGAGUCAUUAGGGUAGUGAGAUUCAGUCAAUGUUUUUCCUAAUCCAAUAGUUUUUUAAUGUUUUUUUACACAAUAUAGCUCUACAAUGGAGAUACAAUCAAAGGAUGAACUUAUUGAGCAAAUUUCUUUAGCAGUAGAACAGGUAGUGCCUCUGAUUAAACAUACAGUAAUUAUAUAACAGGUUUGCAAAUUAACUACAAAAACCCGCUAAGAGGUGAACCCAUCCCCAGAAUGUAUUGGUGAUACCCUCAAGCACAUCUUAGUUAAGUUGAUUGAGAGAUAGUAGAGUCUUCAUUCUAGUCACACAAGUUCUUUGUGUAGUUAAGCUUCUGAAUUAACCCUUUAAGUGGCAAUGCACCCAGAUGCGCCCUACUUUAGUAUUUUACUCUGUCCAAUGCCAGACGAUUUUACUCGUCAAGUGGAGAGUACUGCCACUCAAUGGGUUAUUAAGGAACCUUUAUUGAAGAUCCCGAAUGACACAUAUGUCACACCAUUAUAUUCCCCCAACAAUUUCAUACAUGUUGAAACUGACUAUUGCAGGUGUUUGCACCUAUUUUUGUCAGGGAUGGAUUUACUGGGGGUGCGCCCCCCCCCCCUCCCCCCCUAGGGUUGCUAUUUUUCAUGGUAAAGCAAGAAAACAAAAUUGAGAUACUGGUACAGUAAUUUGAGUAAUAACAUGAUGAUAAGCACAGGGCUUUAUCCAAGCACUUUUGCUGACCCCCGUUUUAGAAAAGAAGAUUCAGUUUUUGUGACGCACUAUCGUAUUCUAGCGUAUUUUCUCUGCGGUUUUUCACUCUUCCAGUUCAAACUAGGUUGUGUAAAUUUUAGAUUUUAUUUCGAAAAAUUCACUUUCUAUUUGUAAUAUUUGUUAUUCUUCAAUCAUUCCAUUUCAUUUUGUGAUUUAAUCGACAUUUUUAUCAGAAAUCCAAACAUGCAUGCCAUAUCUAAGCAUGGUGGGCACAAGACAAAAUAUUCGAUAGAGGUAGCUUUAUAAUAUAAACAUGUCGUUUUAUUUUAUUUUGAAAAAAAAUCAGCUCAAAUUAAUAACCCUGUUUCGCGGAAUUCCAAAAACUAAAGCAUGUGAAAAUGAUUUUUUGUUGUUUUUUGUUGGGGGAAAGAUUCAGUUUAAAAAUUCAAUCCAUGGCCAAGAUUGAGUUUUGGAUCCAUCCCUGAUUUUUGUGGGUGUGGCUAUGAGCUUGCAAAGCUUAAAUAGCUGUUUCAAAUUUUUUGGUAUUUUCUAAAAAUGUUUCAUUCAAAUAUAACCGUCUUAUUGAUGGUUGGAUAACCAGCUAGAUUGCUUCACGACUGAUAUAGAAAUGCAGUCAGCAACAUCAUGGGACAAAUCAGAUAUCUGUAUUUGCCUGGGGAGGAGGUACAAGGUAUGAUGGACAGAUUUAUUAAUUAAAGCAAAAAUAUCUCACCUAGGUCCAAAAGCAAUUUGUGCAAGGAGGAAAUGUAAUUAAAGAUUGCCAAGAAACAUUUUUCUUAUGUCAAUGUGUUGAUAAUAUUCUUCAUCAUGGACUGAAAGAAGGGUAGAGUAUACUGUAUAAACCUACAUAAUUAUGUAUUAAUUACAAUUAAUUACAAUUAAUAACAAUUAAUUAAUUACAUAAUUACUAAUUAGAAUGCUUCAUGUAUGACUGUUUUACAGGUUGAUAUCCUGGGCAGUGGAACCAACUAUAUGGCCAUUAUUGGAGAAAAUCACUUGUAGUAAAGAUAUUGAAGAGAUAAAAAUGUACUAAGGAUUCAUUUUUUUAUUUGAACAUUAAGACCUGUUUACACUUGCAAUUUUUGCUGCGAUUUUCUUCUUUUGAUGUAUGUGAACGAGUGGAUGAGUUAUGAAUGUUCAGAUGAGGAUGCACAUACUCAGAACAAUCAUAACCCAUCUCACUCGUUCACAUGUAUCAAAAGAAGAAAAUCGCACUAGAAAUCGCAGCGAAAAUUGCAAGUGUAAAGGCCCGUUUACACAGGCGAUUGUUGCUGCGAUUUUGGUUGCGAUUUUCUCCUUUUGGAGGAUAUGAAGGAGUAGAUUUUAUGAAAUUUCAUAACCUGGAACAUUUAUAACUCAUCCACUCCUUCACAUCCAUCAGAAGAAGAAAAUCGCCCUAAAAUCGCAGCAAAAAUCGCCCGUGUAAACGGACUUUAACAGGCCUUUAGAAUGCUAAUAUAUUGUAAUAACUGAAGAUCUUGCAAUUUCUGAAUUUUCUAGAUGUUUAAGUAAACUAAAAAUCUUAACUUUAGGUUACGUCUUAAAACGGACAAAGAGAAAUGCAGUGCAUGGAUCAAAAUGGCGGUGAAUGAAAACUUACUGGGAAGUUAUAUUGCCACUAUAAAUCAAGACAAAUCUUUAUUAAGGUGCUUAUUCUUAUUGAUUAGAAUUAUUAGGAUUGCUAUUCCUAUUUAUCUUUUUACUGUACAUAAGUCACAUUUGUUUAUUAUUAAGUCAACAAUUUAACCAAGAAAUUUCACUAUUGCAGCAACCACUAUUAUGAAUAUGCCUUCUUACGUGACCCUGUGAUGGCAGAUACUGUUAAAUCUCUGCUCAACUACGGAAUAGCAAAUUUUGAUUUUCAAAUGUAUGUAUACAUGAAAUUAUAUAUUGUGGCUUCGAAAAUUCCCCUUGUCCUUUUAACGUAAGCUUAAAAUACGCAUUCAAAUAGUAGUAUAUGGAAAACGUAUGAAGCUGUCCUUCAGUAGCAUUGUAAUAACGUGUCGUGUUUGUGUUCAAAUGAGGUGGACAGCUACUGUGUUUAUCUUUAUUAUUUAAAAAAAGUAUCUAGUUAAAAAAAUUAGAGUAAGACAAAAAUAAAAUAAGAUAUACACAGUAGCUGUCUGCCUCAUUUGAACACAAACACGACAAGGUUUAUGGAAAAAAGAUUGUUGCCUCAAGAAAAGGAACUAUAAUUUCAGGACUGCAUGCAAUGUCUUUUGAAGAUUUUUAAUAUUAGUUCAUUGUUAAAAAAACCCAGAAUAAAAUCACAUUCGUCAUAUCAUGUUUUCUAGCGCUGUCAGUCAAAACCAUCCUUCCAAUCAAAUUGAUAUAACAACAAAACAAGGUAGGUCAGGAAAUAGCUUUUAGAAAAAUAAAGCCUUUUUGAAAAACAAAGCUUUUUUGUAAUAGAAAAUUGGACGCAAAUUCUUCCGGUUCUAUUUAUACGUUCCGAAUUGCAUGGGAAUUUCCAUCCGGUUAGCUGUUCUGGAAAAGUGGUUCGUGCUUCCGCUGUGAACUCGUGAAGCGAAAUCGUGCAAUACUGGUCUCGUGUUACAGGCUGAUGUGAACAGAGCCGAUGUCAAGUGUAACUAAUAAAAUCUUCUUUCGAAGAUUAAUUUAUUACGCCCCAGAUAGAACCGUAUUACAGAAGGGGGAAGAACGUGUAAGUCAAUAAUAAAGAUUGGAAUAGCAUUGAUACGAACAUUAGAAAGUUGAUAAGCUCAAGUAGUUUUAAGAAUUAAGAAUAAACUAUACAGAAACUUUAGAGGCUCAGAAAAUUUCUUCACUUUAAAACUUCGUAGGCAAUUAUUCACCGAAUAUUAAUGUUGAUCUAUUUUAGACUCUAUUUAUUCUUUUACUUCAUGUAUACAAUCUAAACUUUUAAAUUACUGUAGCAAUCUAACUGUAGGAUCAUAUAGAGUCAUCAGUAUUAUGUACUGCCAAAUGUUAUCUUCUAUAAAUAAAGUUAAUUAAAUUUAACAUUCGCGUUUUGUCUUUUCUAGAACGUUCAAUUGGAUACGAUGCGUUCGAGCGCACUGCCAGGUCAAAGGAGAACGGCUACGAAUCUCCGAAAACAGAAUCUGGACUCAUAACCGCGCAAGAAACCUGGAGUAAGAAAAAACGGAAGAAAAAGAAACCGAGCGUAAAAACGGUCGUUAUCGAAGAACAGAAUGAUUAUGGUGGAUUUGAUGAGAUGAAAAGCACUGAAAAAGAAAACGUGGAUAUAGUUGAGAAUAGUGUUGAGGAACAUAGUAAGGAAGUCUUGACGAAAGACGGGAGUUUUACUAGCAUUCAUGAAGAUAAUACGCUUUUAAGCAAUACGGAUGGUAAACAAUGUUCGAAUACGGUAGAAUCGUCAUUGGCUACGAUUGACCAAUCAGGUGACAGUACAGUCAGUGACGUAAGAACUAAUAGUCCCGAUGCAUCGUCAAAUGGUCACGUGACUAACCCGGCCAAUGAUGAUAAAGUUAACAGGACAGGCGACCAAUCAGAUGGUUUAGAAGAGGCGAGUUAUGAAAGAACAGUUUUUGUAAGCAAUGAGCUGGACCAGUACUUGUCUCUUAACAGCCAACAGAAUUCUGAAACGAACUCGCAAUAUAAGGAAAGAAAUAAGGAAUUCGAUUCUUUAGGGAGAAUUGCGGAAAUAAACUCCAGUUCUAUGCAGGAAUUUAGUGCAAACGAUUUUCUUUUAGAUGAAACCGAACCACAAAGUCAAAGUAAUAAUAAUAAAGAGAAAACUACGAACCGUUUCGAGGACCACUCAAGUUUCAGUACAAAAGAUAGCUCAAUGGAGCCCAAAACAGAUCAUACCCCUCCUGAUCAUACCCCUAGUUCUGAUUUCACAAACUUCCAGCAAAGCUGUGAAAAUUCUGAUUCUGGAAAAGAAAUUUCAAAUUCACAGAAAUCUGAAAAAGAUACAUCUGGGAGUUUAGAGGAUAAUCAAGGACCAAGUGGUGCAAAUGAAGAAUUGACAGAAAAUUUAUUAAAUUCUAAGGAGGAGGAUUCUUCGAGUUUUCCAAAAUCUAAUGAGGCAAGACGUACACCGGAGAAUUCCAGGGAAACUGAAGAACAUAGCGAUACGAAUGAAGAAUUAUCAGAAACUCCAAAGUCUAAGGAUUACAGUUCUUCAAUUUCUCAGAAAUCUGAGAUAGGAAGGAUUGCUGGGAGUAUUAAAGAACAAAAUGAUUCAAAUAAUGAAUUUUCAGAAAUUCUGAGCAGCGGUAACGCGUAUGAUUAUCGUGUGAGGAAAGUCGAAAAUCCAGAAUUCGUCUCAUCUUCUUACGGGUCGUCCUCGGCUCUGAGCGAUUUCACAGACGACGAUAGAGACCUCAAUUUUAUUCCCGGAAUUCAUAGAAUAUCCUCAAAAUCGUUUUCAUCAUCUUUCGAGAGAAAAAGCAUGGCCGAUAGUUUGCUGUCAUUUGAUGAGAAUGGCUUUCCAGUGUUUGAGUCCUCACAUUAUACAGAGUCGUUAACGUCACAGCCUUCUAGCAUUGAUGAUAGCAGCAGUAGGUUUGCAGAUCUUUCAAGUGAAUGGGAUAUGUUUGAAGAUUUACUCAAUGUAGAGGAGGAACAUUUUUCAAAGCCUGAUGUAAGUAGUUGCGUGAUAUAAUAGUAGUUGUUUUGUUUUGUUUCUUUGUUUUGGAUGAAAACGCCACCAGGAGUCAUUACGACAUUGGAGAGUUUAAGAUUCGCGUUUCUGGGCAACGGCAAUCGACAGGACCGAACUUUCUUGGCACAAUUUUCGUUUAACUUUUUCGUUUCACAUUUUCUUUCUUAUGUCAAAAGAAUAGUAGGCACUGCAGUUUUAAAACAACAAGCCCAUUUACUCUUUAUUGCCUUAUAGCGUAAACGUUUGCGUUUUUCGUAUGAACCCUUUGAAUUUGUGCAGGCACAUUUUAAUUAGAUUACUGGCAUUUAAAUAAUAUUUAUAACUCUCAAAAACUAAAAUACGAUUCAUUUUUGCAGGUACAUUUUGAAGUUAUGAAUUUUGCUUGCUGGCACUAACAGUCAACUUGACAGUCAUACGGCGUAAAUAAGAGUAGAUCUAGCUUUAUAUAUUGUUUAAAAAGUUUGUACGACUCUUUUAGAAUUUUGCUGGUCUAACAACGAGCGAGGAGCUGGAGAUUGCGAUCGAACAUUAUAAGAAAAUGAUUAAAAUGAGAAAAGGGAAGUCUCAACAACGGGAUGACUUGGUUAAAAAACUUGUCAAACUUCGUUUACGGUUACAACAGGAAAGAGUAUGUGUCUAGUUAUUUUAACUGGAUAACUUUAUCAGUUCUAAACUGUUCUCGCUAGAGGUCCUGUUCAAGGUUCUUCAGAAAUCUUGUCUGAAUCAGUAGGAGUUUUCUUCUCUGUUUUGAAAUAAACAGACGUGCAGAAAUACAGGAACUCUAACAGCAGGUUAAAUUUUAAUCGAGGGUUGGCGCUAACCCCCCCCCCCUUGAACAACUGGCUCCAGGUUAAAAGCACAUAUAUACUGUUAACCAUUGUUCCUGUGUUCCAGCAAUACAUUUUUAGACUUGGUAUAAGGAGGUUAAGACAGAGAGAGUGUAACUAAUAAUUUCAAUAUCAUAAUAGACAACUUGCAUGUUAGACUAAUUUUUGAUCUAGGCAAAAAAAGUAAAUUCCCGUAACGAACUUAUUAAAAUUAGUAAAACUGCAAAAUUUGGUUACGAAAUGUUGUAAAAUACAGAAAACAUAGCAUUGCGAAAUUUGCACAUUUUGUAUAUGUUUGUAUUACGUGCGGAAAUUGUUACCAUCUUUGAGCCGAAAAUGGUAACAAUUUCCGCGCGUAAUACAAACAUAUACACAAGCUUUACAACAUUUCGCAACCAAAUUUUGCAAUUUUACUGAUUUCAUUAUGUUCUUUUUAGCUGUGGUGUUUGAUUCCCUUCUCUUUACUUAGAUUAAAAUUUAGUCUAACAUGCAAGUUGUCCAUUACCUUAGGAAGGUCCUCCGGCUGACAAUCCACAACUUCGUAAGAUCGUGAGUCAUCAAUUCAGUAAGACAGAAGGCUCGUCAGGAACGAAGUAUUUCUGUGAUCAAUGUGGUAAAAAUAUCUGGACGAUGUGGCAAUCAAUGUUUACCUGUAAUGGUUAGUAUGUAUAUAUAAAGGCUAGUUCACAUUAUCAAAGUUUCUGUGAUCACAGUAGGAAUUUUGCAAAGAUAAAUUCGAAGGAUUUGUACAAACUGUUUGAGGAAACCAACUCAGUACUAAAACCGAGUCAUCAUCUUAUAAAUCCUUCAAAACGUAGAAUUUAUCUAAGCAAAAUUGUAUACUGUGAUCACAGUCUCUCUACUCUGCAGAGGCUUCAGUUGGCUAUGAUUACGAUUAGUAUUGAGUAUAAAGUGCAGUGAAAUGUAUCUCAAUACUAAUCGUAAUCAUAGCCAAAUUAUUGAAGAUCCUAAUUUCCUAGAAUAUCAGAAUAUGUUUCGUAUUUCUUACAGGUUGUGGCUAUCGUUCUCACAGAAAAUGUCUGGAACAUAUUCAAAGACCUUGUCCCAAUAAGAACGUACGAAUUACUUCUAAAUUCGAUGUGAUAAUUGCAUAAAUUUUGUUUUUGAAAAAAUUGUGAUAAUUCAGCAAUUGAAAAAUUAGUACAUUAACAUAUUCGUUACAUAAGCAAUUAAAUUUUGUUUUUGAAAUACAAAAUUGUAUAUUUGUUUCCAAUACUAGUCAUUUUCUUUCAGUUAUCUUCAGCGUCAUAUAUUCUGGAUAUAUGCCCCGACACUGGAUUAGAUGCACAGCAAUACAGAUGCGCUGAAUGCAGGAAAGAAAUCGCGUUUUCAAGUAAGUGGAGACACUUAUUCAAACCUAGACGUUGGUACUGGCAGAAACCAAAAGUGACCAUUGUUUUGGGAAGCAUUCGAAUUUUUCAAUGUUUCCGAAAUCAAUGUUUCUGAAAAAUUUCGGAAAUAUUUUUGGUAUCCCAAUUUUCGGUUUUGUUACGGCUUUCAAUGUUCCCUGGUUUGCCCAGGCGAUCCCAUUUCGCCAAAAUAAUGUAGCUUCCCAGUUUGACAAAGGUCUUAGACUUAAUGUCAAAUCUAAAUUGUCCCUUUGUUAGAAGACGAUGUAGCCGAGGCGAGGAUCUGUGACUAUACUGGUCAAUACUUCUGUGACAGCUGUCACUGGAAUGAUCAAAUAUCUAUCCCUGCUCGAGUCUUACGGAACUGGGAUUUCACUCAACAGAAGGUAGAGGUUAUUGAUGGAUUUAAGUAAGCCUUGUACAGGGUCUACUUCAGAAAUGUUGAAACUUGACAGAAGCAAGAAACGACAUUCUCUGAAUUUUGUAUAUUUACCUCCAAGUACAAGACUAUAUAGACCCAUUGCAUUGACGUCACAAAUCCUUAAAGUGUCCUCCAGAUGCUCCCUAACAAUAUUACCGAAAUCAGUAGAGUGUCUUUUCCGGAAGUUGAAAAGACAGUCGAAAGCCAGUAGAAACGUUCAUGUUUUAUGACGUCACGGUGAAGGAAUGCAGCGUGGAACUUGUAAGUUAUUUUACUUAUUAGUAAACUUUAUUUAGUUUGACAAAUUUGCCAAUGGCUCGCCAAACACAAAACAAGCUUUUGAGCAAAGGGAGAAGUUCUAGGGUGAGGCGGUAAAACCGAUGUUCUUUGAAAACCGAAUUACUCGAUGUUACUUUUGGAGAAAGACCGGAAAACCGAAAAAACCGGAGGAAAACCGAAAUCCAACCAUACUUAUACGGGUCUGUUGCAAAUGAAUCAACUUUGGCAUUUACACACGAAAACUAAAGAGAUUUUGUUUAAAAUUUGAUAACAUCUUCAAAAUACCUUACGUUUAAUAUCAUUCUACAAUUUCGCGCGAGCUUGAGGUCUUGAACGGAUAAGCGGAUCAAACGAUGGUGAAUUUUGAUUCGCUGGUAAUAAAGGCGGACGUCUGCGAAGACAGGUUUAAGAUAUUCAUAUAGCGUGUUGUGUCUUUUUUAAACCGUAGUUUCGAUUUUCGAACAUAUUUUUAAAAAAAAAACCCGGUUCACUCGGUUUUUUCGGGGUUUUUUGGUCGGUUUUCGUUUUUUUGUAGAAACCGCCUCACACUAGGGAGAAUCUUUAUUCGUGGGAAGGCACUUAAGUAAAGUUACUAAUAAGUAAAAUAACUUACAAGUUCCACGCUGCAUUCCUUCACCGUGACGUCAUAAAACAUGAACGUUUCUACUGGCUUUUGACUAUCUUUUCAACUUCCGGAAAAGACACUCUACUGAUUUCGGUAAUAUCUGUUCGGGUACAACAAAAUUAUUAUAAACUUUUACAAAAUUUGCUUUUUUACAAAAGUUAUAUUAUGCAUAGAUUGCUAAUUUGUCCUCCAGAUGCAUCGUCACCGGCGUUGUGACGUUAUGUGCAAUGGGUCUAUAAUGGGAAAGACUUAGAAUAUAGCCCCCUAUAUUAAAGUCAACUACACGACGUAUGCAUGUACUGUACAUAUAUAUAUGUCAGUGUAUUUAUGAAUUAGGACUUACGACUCAUCCAAUAUUGCUCUUCAUUACAUUGUUACAAAGUGUAUUUCGAAAUAUUCCAUCGAAAGGGCACUUGAUUGAUACAGUAAUGAUGAAUAGUUAUUAGUUUUUCAAGUGUAGACUCUAAGCAACGCAUAACAAAUUUCACUCUGUUCUAUCAUUUAACCUUUCCCAUGACUUUUCUGGGGAGGUCCAAAACGAUCUCAGGGGAGGUGCCCCCCCCCCAAAAAAAAAUCCGGCCAUGCUGAUAAUUACAGGUUGACCACUAGAUAUCUGCUGCAUGACAGUGCUUAGUGAAACGCAUCUAUUUGUUAGAGUAUCGAAAUAUCUACUGCAAACCCGUUAGCUUCUGCUUCUGAAAAUCAUUCUUAAGAUUGUAUGAUUGGUAUUUUUUCCUAGGUUUGUCGUAAAAUAAAACAACUGCUGGAACUUAUGAAGACAAGACCCAUACUUAACAUACAGGAAAUCAAUCCCAUGUUAUACAGAUAUGUCGAGGAAUUGAGAGAAGUCGGGGUACGAGUAGGGAUAAUUGAAAUGGUUUUCAAUAAAAUAGAAAGAUUUAGCAUUACUAUAAGGUUGAGUUCAAACGCCAAAUUUUUCAUGUGAUAAACCUAAUGCAAAUCAACUCAAAUGAUGAGUUUAGUAAAUGACAUUUGCUUCGGCAUAUGAUAAGCCUGACUUUUGAACCUGGCCCUGGUUGUUCAAAGGCAAAGCUGGAUUAGAGCUAAAUCUAGGUUAAAAUUUAACCCUUUGGUUUGGAUACAUCUGCAAAUCCGCUUUCUUCAAAACUUUAGAAGAUAAUACUUCUAUUGUAAUAUUGUGUUGAUCCUGACAAGAUUUUUGGAAAACUAUUUUAUGUUAGCUGUUGGGAGAAUUGCCAACCGCUAUUUUAUGUUAGCUGUUGGGACAUAUCCGUUCACGAAACAUAUCCGUUCACGAAACAUGGGGAUAUCACCUUCAUGCGUGCCUUAGGGUGCCUACCAUGCUAAAAUAGGUUCGAUACGAGCCAGCUAAUUAUGCAUGCAUUGAUUUUUUAGAAAUUUCGUGAAGAUAUUCUUAUAAUGAAGAAAUAUUUCUUGACAUGCCGUGAAGCUCUUGACAGUAAAUUAUUAAUACAGGUGUGUGCUCUUAUGACGUCCCUCAUACCUUUCCUUUCAUUCUUUUCUUAUUCUGGGAAAAUGCAAUGCACACAUGGAAACUAUAGUUAAUAACCACAAAUAUGAUUUUUGUUAUGUGUAAUAUUUGGAUCAUUCGAGGAAGAAAUAUAAUAUUUAUCUUUAUAAUAAAAAAUCCCAUCUUGAUCAACUUUUUCACUGUCAAAGUUUGCGCAUAUGAUGUCAUUAGAUGAAUUGCAAAUUAGUUCUAGUUUGUUUUUUGUACCAAAAGUUCACCCAAUAACAUCAUGUCUGGAAACUUUGACAGUGAAAAAGUUGAUCAAGAUGAAGUUUCUUACUAUAAAGAUAUAUUACAUUUUUUCUUAGAAUGACCCAAGUAUUAUUACACAUACCAAAAAUUAUAUUUGGGGUUAGUCGCACUUUAAUCAACACUUGUAGAUGGAAAAACAUAUCAAGGCCUUGUUCUCCUUUCUUACAGCUUCAAAAACGUCAACAUUUCGUGGACAGUGCAGAUAUAUAUUCAUUUCAAGAUCUGAUCGACCUCAAUAAUGACGUGCUGUUACCAGAAGUCUCAAAGAUACAUGCUCUGUUCUUGGCUCAUAUCAAGGCAGAUUGCGAGUUAUGUCGCGCGCGAGGAUUUAUAUGUGAAGUCUGUCAAGACUCAGGCGAUAUUAUUUUUGCCUUUGAUCCGCACGUGGUCAAAUGCACCAACUGUUCAGCGGUGUUUCACAAGUAAGUAUGAAAAUGGAUAUACUCGAUUUACCCCGCUCCCCCCCAAUUGCUAGGUUACGAAACAGUUGAAACUUAUAGGUGCAAGCAAAUUAAACGAAAUGUAUAUACCACUAUUUUCUCACUCUGAUAACUGCUGAUUCACCUGCACCAUAUACAGUAGCCUGCGAACAGGCGUUCUCCUCGAGGGGUUCCUAUAAACGCCUGUUCGCAGGCUACAUAUGCAGGGCAUACCAUAAUUUUAAACUUUAUACCGUAUUAAUAUUUUGUUGUACAGGGUCUGUUUUAAGCCUGAAGACUGCCCUAAAUGUGAACGCAAGAAAAAGGUUGCUGAGCAAACGUAGCUUACGGAGUUUUUGUACAAUUCUGUACAACAAAUUAUAGACACGCGUGCUGUGUAGAAUUAGUGACAGUGUAUGAGCAAAAUACAUACGCAAUACAUCCUCUUCAUUUGUAUGAUGUAUAUCAUCAUACGGUCAUCCUUGAAUCUGAUGUAUAUCAUCAAACAGGUGCACUUUUAUGUAUGAUAUAUAUCUUGAUGUAUAUCAUCAUACUGACACAUCGAUAACUUGAUCCUCACCCGAUCUCCCACUCUAACCCCUCCUAACCGGAGACGCCUAACCCAUCUAAGCCCCCCCCCCCCCUUCAUCCUGAUGGUGAGUGGGGACCGGAAACCCCUCACCCCGACUUACCUCCCUUCUAAGGCGAUUAUUUAAAUAGAUUAAAGUGUUGUCUUAGGUUUAUAGAUUUAAGUAUGACCGUAUGAUGAUAUACAUCAUAAAAAUGAAGAGACCAUGUUGCAAUACGGGUGUUAAAAUUAAUUUUUGAUAAAAAUGUAAUUAAGACUAAGGUUAAAAUGUAUUUAUGAUUGAGAUAAAUUAAUAAAAUAUUCUUCAAAAA
Messenger RNA from Paramuricea clavata, 12939 nucleotides. The record is from the annotation of a GenBank genome assembly. NCBI's taxonomy places the organism in Eukaryota, Metazoa, Cnidaria, Anthozoa, Malacalcyonacea, Plexauridae.